Messenger RNA from Acaulospora colombiana, 3841 nucleotides. The record is from the annotation of a GenBank genome assembly. NCBI's taxonomy places the organism in Eukaryota, Fungi, Glomeromycota, Glomeromycetes, Diversisporales, Acaulosporaceae.
UCUGGGGUACGUUCGCGGGCCUCUCUAUCGUAUCCGGAUUAUUCAAAUUCGUGCAAUAGAUAUCAGACCUCAAGGCAGAAAAUGUUUGUUUACUCUAAACGGCCAUUUGGACUAUAUCUCUUCAUCCGAUGAUCAGACCAUCCGUAUCUGGAAUAGCACCUCUCGAAAUUGUAUCGCCAUCCUGACAGGCCACUCGCAUUAUAUCAUGUCAGCUUUCUUCCACCCGAAAGAAGACUUGGUCGUUUCCGCUUCUAUGGAUCAGACUGUCCGUGUCUGGGAUAUCUCUUCACUUCGCAAGUCGCCUUCCCGCAACAACGCCGGUAUGGGUGGCCCUGGAGGACCACCGGGAACUGUGGGAAACUUUGAUGCAUUCGACUCUUUCUCUACAGUCAAAUAUGUUCUCGAAGGUCAUGAUCGGGGUGUCAAUUUUGCCUCCUUCCAUCCAACGCUACCCCUGAUCGUCUCUGGUGGUGAUGACAGACAAAUCAAGCUAUGGAGGAUGAGCGACAACAAGGCAUGGGAAGUCGACACAUGCAGAGGUCAUUUCAACAAUGUAUCCAGCGUUUUAUUCCACCCCAAGCACGAAUUGAUUGUCAGCGCCGGAGAAGACAAGACAAUUCGAGUGUGGGACAUGGGAAAGCGUACUGCGAUCCAAACAUUUAGGAGAGAACACGACAGAUUCUGGGUUCUGGUCGCACAUCCCGAGUUGAACCUUUUCGCAGCUGCCUUUGCAGUCUUCCAAGAUCAACUCUAUUACAUUAGAGAUAAGUAUGUGCGCCAGCACGAUUUCAACAGCCAAACCGACAACGGCCUCCUCUCUGUACGCAAGUUGGGCUCUGCAUAUGUUCAGCCCAAGACUCUGGCAUAUAACCCCGCUGAAAGGAGCGUAUUGGUCACUACGAGCUCAGAUGGUGGCAUGUUUGAACUUGCCAGUCUUCCCAGGGAUACAAGUGGGGCAGAGGUGAAAGACUCGAGCACCGAUGGCAAGAAAGGGCCGGGAACUGGUGUGGUCUUUGUAGCCAGAAAUCGAUUUGCCGUCUUGGACAAGGCAAACCAGACAAUCGAAAUCCGUGAUCUCAGCAACGCAAUCACCAAAGCCAUCAAACCGCCAGCGGUAACAAACGAUAUAUUCUACGGGGGAACAGCAUCUCUCCUUCUAAGCACUCCUACUUCUGUCAUUCUCUACGAUAUUCAACAACAAAAGACUCUUGCAGAAAUCAACUCACCGCCGGUGAAAUAUGCCAUCUGGAACACUGACAAUAGCACGGUAGCUCUGCUCAGUAAACAUACCAUUACUUUGGCGAGCAAAACGUUGGCGCAGAGCAGCCUCAUCCACGAAACCAUCAGAAUCAAGUCAGGAGCUUGGGAUGAUAUAGGGGUCUUCGUCUAUUCUACACUAAACCAUAUUAAAUAUGCUUUGCCUCUGGGGAUAAAAGGAAAGAAGAUCCAUUGCUUAGAUCGUUCUGCUAAACCUCGUGUAAUUGACAUGGACCCGACCGAGUACAAGUUCAAGCUUGCUUUAAUCAAGAACAAUUACGAAGAAGUUUUGAGAAUUAUACAAACUUCAAAUCUUGUUGGACAGAGCAUCAUCUCCUACCUUCAAAAGAAAGGGUUCCCAGAAAUCGCCCUUCAUUUCGUCCAAGACAAGAACACUCGAUUUGAAUUGGCUUUAGAGUGUGGAAAUCUUGAUGUGGCCUUGGAGACCGCAAGGGCGAUGGAUAAACCUGAUCUCUGGAGCCGCCUUGCAUCUCAAGCCUUGGCUCAAGGAAAUCACAAGAUUGUGGAAAUUGCUUACCAAAGGACGAGAAACUUCGACAAGCUCUCCUUCUUAUACCUCGCCACUGGUAGUACAGAUAAACUAGCCAAGAUGCAAAAGAUUGCGCAAUCAAGAAAAGACCCAAUGUCGCGCUUCCACAACGCGCUGUAUGCAGGGGAUAUUGAGGCGCGAAUUGCGAGUAACGGACUCGAUGCCCUCGCUGAAGAAAUCUUGAGAAAGGCAGGGAAAACAGAGGCCGAUUUGGAAGAUCUUCCAGCUAUCUCGUCAUCUACGUUAAAACCUCCACCUGUCAUCACUCCCACUACAUCGUUGACUUGGCCUCAAAUUGCCACCACUGAGAACUUCUUCGAAAAGGCUUUGGUCAACGGCCACCUUCCUGCUGCACCGGAAGGAUCGUAUGUCAAUGGCCUCGAUGACAUGGUCAAUGAUGAUCGCGUCAGUGAGCUAGAGCUAUGGGUCAAGAACUCUCCUUUCGCGGCCGAUCAUAUUGCGGCCGGCUCGUUCGAAACUGCAAUGCAGUCCGGAGUGGUCAACUUCGAACCCCUCAAACCACUCUUUUUGGCUGGUUAUCGCGCUGCUCAUGUCUAUUUCUCGCCAAAUGCCGCACUGCCGCCAAUGCAGUUACAUCUUCGUCGCAACCCCGAAAUCUCUUCUCCCACAAGGGUAUUACCAGUUGCCCGUUCCCUCAAGGCGGCUACACAAGAAUUCCAGGCUGCCUGCAAGUUUGUUUCAGCCUAUAAAUUACCAGAGGCAAUAGAAGCUUUCCGAGCGUUAUUGCAAGUGUUGCUCUUGACUGUAGCAAACGACCAGGAAGAGGCCUCGAAGCUACGGGAACUUGUUACCAGCACUCGGGAAUAUCUACUCGCAAUGAUAUUGGAGGAUACGAGAAGGGACCUUCCCGCAGAGGACCAAAAACGAAGCUUGGAAUUGGCUGCCUAUUUUACACAUUGCAAACUGUUACCACAGCACGCCAUUCUAGCUUUACGGAGAGGAAUACAGGGCGCCACGAAAGCCAAAAACUACGCCACAGCUGCUCGUUUUGCCCGAAGAUUAGUCGAGCUAAAUCCAGAUAAGGCUACUCUUACCAAAGCUAAAGAGGUGAUCGCCACAGGCGAUAGGAACCCUAGAGAUGCCGUUGACUUCGACUACGACGAGUACACUGACUUUGAAGUGUGUGCAGCAUCGUUAACGCCGAUAUAUAAGGGCUCUCCCAGCGUGCGAUGUCCCUUUACUGGUGCUGCUUUCCAACCUCAAUUCAAGGGUCAACUGGACCCAUUGAGUCAGCUCACAGAGAUUGGCAGACCGUUGGGGAUGGGGCACAAGCUUUCGCCACCUCCAGCGACGCCGUCGCUUUUACCAAGACACAGGGUCCCAACUCUAAUGUCCACUACUAUUCCACUUCGUUCUCUGGCGGUCCUGGGUGGCGUUUUUGACACCCCCGUGGAUAAAUGCCCUCCUGUAGGGUCGAUGGGAUACGUGACAGGUAUCCCAUCGUCGGUUUAUUCCAAAAAUCCCGCAAUGAAAGUGAACACAGCUGAAAUCAGCCCCUACCCUUCGCCUUCUACACCCCCAUCCGCGCCAAUACAUUUCGUCAAGCCUCGUCAAUCCAGCAAUAAUCAACUGGCCACUCCUCCGCUCACGCCAGAAAAUACCAUUGCAAUUCCACACCCGAAGAAACAUUCAGUCUUGGCCGAGAACCUUUUUAUAGAGAAUACCAACACGAUUACAAAGUUCUGUGCUCCCUUACAAAUUGUAUCCAAUAGCACUACCUGGGACGCAUUUGUUUUGGAUCUUCCCAAUCGCCCAAAGACACUUUAUGUUGACGGCCAAGCUGUGCGGCUUGCCGACCUCAGAGAAAGUGUCGUUGCGCUUCUUGAUGUGGCAGAUGAACAAUUAGAAUGCUCCUCGGUGAUUUUUGCAUUGCCCCGCAGCGCAGAAGGCCUGGAUGAUCUCAUUCACUCCCUCAUGUACGUUGGAGGUCAGCUGAAAUCUGAUUACAUGAGAGAAGCAUAUGUGCGAUUCCGCAAUAAACACCAAAAACGUUAUCCGCCUCAUAUCCUAUAG